AUGGGAGAGAAGACUUUUCACAAGGCUUCUGUUCUAUUGGGUAAAACGGAAGGAACUCCCUCAAUAGUAGAAGCUGUUCAGUUUCAUGGAGUUCAUAUCACCAAGAAUGAUGGUUUGGUCAAAGAGGUGUCAGAGUUGUACAAAAGCGGAACAUUAGAUGAAUUAGUUCAUAAUUCGCACUUGGCUGCGAAGCAUUUACAAGAGGUUGGCCUAAUGGAUGGCGCCGUAGCACUCAUCGACACAGCUCCUACUUCAACUGGGUAUAUUGUUAAUUUUGUUGUUAAAGAACCAAAGUCCUUCUCAUUGGGAGUUAAAGCUGGAAUGAGUACCAAUGGUGAUGCUGACAUGUCCGUGAACGCUGGUAAGCAGAGCAUAGGCGGCCGAGGAGAAUCCUUCAACAGCAGUUACACCUAUUCCGUUAAGGGAGAUCACAGCUUCAACGUAGCUCUAAAUAAACCUGUGUUAGGAUGGCAAAAGUAUUGCAACUAUGGAGUUAGUGCAUUCAGAUCUAUGGCUUUCCUACCUUGGAAUCAUACUAAUGUCGAAGAAACUGCAAUGAUUUUUCAUUAUAACGGUCAAUUAUGGAAACAGCGAUUGUUACACUCUAUCAAGUUGAACGCUAUUUGGAGAGCUCUUAGUGCUACACAAGAUGCUGUCUUCCAAGUGAGGGAGCAUGCUGGACACACUAUGAAGUUUUCAAUGGAAAAUUCGAUAUCCAUGGAUACUCGUGAUAGACCCAUUCUUGCAACAAAGGGAAUCCUAGCCCGCAUUGUCCAGGAGUACGCUCCACCUAUAGGUGACUCCUCAUUCCUCAGACAUCAAUUGGAUUUCCAGGCUGCCACUGAACUACCUUUCAAAACAAUACUAGCUGCUUCCUUCCAAGCUCGCAUGGUUAACGCGCUAGGAGAUCGUGAAGUACAUUUAUUAGACAGAGUGUAUCUUGGUGGUCAGCAAGACAUCAGAGGAUUUGGCUUGAAUAGUCUUGGAGCCCGGGUUGAGAAUUGUUGCCUCGGAGGAGGUGCUUCAGUAGCUGGAGUUGUUCAUCUGUACAAGCCACUGUUCCCACCGGAUAUGUUGUUUGCCCACGCUUUCGUAGCAAGCGGUGCCGUUUCCUCUGUAAGAUCGCGUAACGUUUCUAGAGAUUUACAAGAAAGUCAGAGAGUGUCAGCUGGAUUAGGUUUGACGUUCAUCUUCAAAAAUAUAUUCCGUUUGGAGAUGAAUUAUGUACAUCCAUUGAAAUUCGUUCCCGGUGAUUCAUUCCAGCGGGGAUUCCAUAUCGGUGCUGGCGUGAACUUCAUGUGA
Messenger RNA from Auanema sp. JU1783, 1302 nucleotides. Lineage: Eukaryota; Metazoa; Nematoda; Chromadorea; Rhabditida; Rhabditidae. The record is from the annotation of a GenBank genome assembly.